This is a messenger RNA of Didymodactylos carnosus, 1509 nucleotides long. The record is from the annotation of a GenBank genome assembly. NCBI's taxonomy places the organism in Eukaryota, Metazoa, Rotifera, Eurotatoria, Philodinida, Philodinidae.
AUGUAUCAGACAAAUGCAAAAUACAAUUCAAAACGUGAAAAAAAUCAAAUUGUUGUUGCUGGAAUCUGUGAACUCAGUGACGAACAAAUUGAAAAUUAUUUUUCGAAAUAUGGUUCAGUUACACGAAUAAACAGCAUUCGUAAACGUUUACAAUCUUCCUGUUGCUUUAUAUUUAUAUCAUUUAAUUCAUCAACUGAUCCGAUUUUUCAAGAUCGUCCACAUUCAAUUGAUGGUAAACAAAUUUUAGUUCGACGACUUCUUCCUGAUAAUCUACCGAAAAGUGAACAAUUUGAAAGCGUCUUUAGUUUAUACAUAUCAAAAAUAUCAUCAAUAAUACAAAAAGUGAAUACUGAUGAAUUAAAAAAGUUAUUUGAACGAUAUGGUAUAAUUAAAACAUUUGAAUAUCAACGUCAGUUCGAUCGCGUACUAAUAGAAUACGAUGAUUAUGAUUGUGUAGAUCGAAUUAUCAUAGAUAAACCUCAUGUAAUUAAUAAUGAAGAAUUAUCUAUUCAAAAAAAUAUUCCACCAAAUCACAAUUCAUUGAUACGUCAAUUUAGUUCUUGUAAUAAUUUAAAUUUAAAAGCAACAACUAAUGGCUAUGCACUUAAACAAUAUCGUAACGGGAAUGGUGACCAACGACAUCGAAAUGAUUUAGAAAAAAUGUUCAAUGAAUUGCAAAAACAAUACGAUGAAACUUUAAAAGAUUCAGGAAACACCAAAACAGCUUACAAAAUAAUGGAAAAAGAAUUAGACGAUCUAAAGAAGAAAAACGAUCAUUUGGAACAUUCCUAUGAUGAAUUAUUUAAAAAAUAUCAUCAACUUAAACAGCAGGAGCAGAGAGAACUCAUGAAUAAUAAUCAACCUGAAUUAGAAAACAGAAUACUUGAGUUACACAAACAGCUUGAAAAUAUAACAAAUCAGUUACAGCAUUCAGUAAAUGUAGAAAAAAUCGCUCAAGCUGAAAACUAUCAUUUACAAGUUCAAUACGAUAAUCUGUUAAAACAACAUCAUCAAUUAAAACAAGAAAAUGUUUAUGAAUAUCGAAAACUAUCAGGGCAAUCGAAUGAGGAAGAAGAAGAAGUACAUGAAUUAGGAAAGAGAGUGGACGAUCUAAAUAAGCAACUUGAAAGAAUAACAAGUCAAGAAAAAUAUGCAGUACAUGCCGAAAAAAUAGCCAAAAAAUGUUGUGAAUUAAUGAAAUAUGAAUAUCUUAAAAUGGCUGACUUAUAUAAUGAAAAAGUUGUGGAAUGUAAUGAGUUAUUGGAAAGAUGUCUGAAAAUCGAAUUAUUAUCAUCAACACACAUUUUGUACCAGAAACCAUUGGUAAAUCAUUCAUUUGCUGUUAUUCAACAAGAAGAAAUGGAAACUCAAAAACAUAUCACAGAUUAUUUUUCAAAUCAAAAUUCUUCGAUUAAAUCUAGUGGUACUACUGACAUUAAAAAACGAAAACAGCAACAACAAAAACAGCUUGGACCAUCACAAUUUGGUAUCAUAGAACAAUCAAUAUAA